AUGGCUGAAGCUUCCCCAGCAACUCCGCGCAAACGGUCGCGUGCCGGCUGCUAUACAUGCAAGACGCGCAAGGUUCGAUGUGAGAGGCGCCCGGGCGAAGCUGCCGCUGCCAACGACAACAACUACCCAGAAUCGCAGUGCGCGAAUUGCCGCCGCCUGGGCUUUCAGUGCAGGUGGCGGGCUCCGGCUGCCGGCGAAGAGUACCUGCCGCCGCCGAAAAGAAGGCGCGCGAUUGCGCGGCGUCGUCGCGGAACAAGCGAAAAUGGCGACGAUGACGCCCAGGCACAGUUGAUGGCAGAGCAGCAGGACGUGCAGGAGGAAUCCUCUGCGGCCCGGACGCUCACGCCUGCGUCUGGGUUGGCACCCCCCGCCCCUCCUGGCCGAUUACCCUCGGGUGAAGAAGCACUGGAGGACCUAUUCAGCGGCUUCUUCUUCGACAGUGACUUUGGCUCGGUUUCUGGUGCUUUUGAUUUGAACUCUGCCGGUGAAGGGCUUGACUUCGUGCCGCUGCCUGCCGUCGACGCUGCAGCGCUACAAGACUGGAACAUGUCUACGCCAUUUUCAGACUGGCCUGCGCCGUCCUCUCCCUUGCCAGGAGAAGCAGCCUCAUCUAGUAGAGCACCGAUCAACGGCGGUGACGUGGUCGACUUGCAUGGUUCGCACACAUCCGUCAACCCGAAUAACCGCCGCCUCAUUCAGCACUACUUGGACGUCAUGAAGGGCUAUGCCAAGGUCGACGACCAUUCCAAGGACGACAAUAAUCUUUUCAUCUCGGCCUUCACAAAGUCUCUCUACUUUCCCCCGCUCUUCCAUGCCAUUCUGGCAUUCUCCGCUUCACAUCUUGCCAUGGAAGACGACUCCUAUGCCGAUCAGGCGAAGGCUUUCGUGGACAUGGCCGGGGAAUCCUUUGCGACAUUUCGACAUGCCGAGGUUCUUGAAGUCGACGGGCUGCUCUCGGCGCUCUUCGUGCGCGUCAAGACGGUCCACAUGGUGGCCGGCAGCGUGGACACGUUUCUCAACUUAAUCGCCGCCGCCGCCGACAUCGUUUCCAUCAAGAGAGACGAGUUCACGCUGGACGCGAAGCCGUCGCUGACCAGGCGCAUCAUCCUGCGUCUGGCGAUUCUCGAUGCGAGAGCCACGUACCAUCGCAUCGGGCGCGGCCAGCUUGUACAGCUGCUGCAGGAGAUGCCGGCCUUUUCGUCGCUUUUCGCGCGCGACUUCACGGCGUUGGCGUCUAGGGGCGCGCUGUUUAAUCUCCUACGAGCUGACAUUCUGCGGAUGAGAGUGGCGGAGCUCGAUGCGAAACUGCACACGCAGAUGGAAAGCGAGUUUGUGACGGACGCGCCCAUACGCACCAAGGAGGUCAAGGGCCUCUACGACGAUAUUGAGCACGAGAUACACCAGUGGAACGAACAGAUGUCGCAGAAAAUUGACAUCUCUACAUCUGCCUUUGUGGCGGAGGAAGAGGUGCUCAGCUCAGUUGCGUUUGGGUACAACAUUGUGCUCUCCGCCCUGCACUCGGCACUGCCGUUGCCAUCUUUCAACCUAGAUCGAUCCAUUUCCGCCGUCCUGCAAUGCCAGUUGAAGAUUAGCAACGACCCGUCACGCGCCACGUCACCGUCCUCCAUUCUGCCCUCCUCCAUCUUCAUGGUCGGAUUGAUGACCACCGACCCGAUCCAUCGGCAUUGGAUCCUGCAACUGCUUAGGUCGGGGGAGAGGUGGGGUGGCAACCUGACAUACGUGACAUGA
Molecule: messenger RNA, 1749 nt
Organism: Cordyceps fumosorosea ARSEF 2679
Lineage: Eukaryota; Fungi; Ascomycota; Sordariomycetes; Hypocreales; Cordycipitaceae
Product: Zn(2)-C6 fungal-type DNA-binding domain protein
Exons: 4
Coding region: 1-1749 (582 amino acids)
Biological process (GO): regulation of DNA-templated transcription
Molecular function (GO): zinc ion binding; DNA-binding transcription factor activity, RNA polymerase II-specific
Source: RefSeq, a predicted model, not a curated record